UAAGGCCUGGGCGGGCCGGGCCGCGACACACACAGUCUCUGCCAUGGCGCUCAGCGAGCCUAUCCUGCCGUCCUUUGCCACCUUCGCCAGCCCGUGCGAGCGCGGCCUCCAGGAGCGCUGGCCGCGCAACGAGCCCGAGGCGAGUGGCACCGAUGAGGACCUCAACAGCGUUCUGGACUUCAUCCUGUCCAUGGGACUGGACGGUCUGGGUGCCGAGAACCCUCCCGAGCCGCCGCCACAGCCUCCGCCGCCUGCGUUCUACUAUCCGGAGCCGGGCGCCCCACCGCCCUACGGCACCCCCGCGGCAGGCCUAGGAACCGAGCUGCUGCGCCCGGAGUUGGACGCGUCCCCGGGACCGGCUCUGCACGGCCGCUUCGUCCUUGCGCCCCCGGGGCGGCUGGUGAAGACCGAGCCCCCCAACCUGAACGGCCAGUCCCAUGGACAGGAUGACGUCCAGAACGCUGUUGAGCUGGGCCUACCUCCCCCCGCCACCCGCGGUCUCCUCACGCCGCCCUCGUCCCCGUUGGAGCUGCUGGAGGCCAAACCCAAGCGCGGCCGCCGCUCCUGGCCCCGCAAGCGCGCCGCAACGCACACUUGCAGCUAUGCCAACUGCGGCAAGACCUACACCAAGAGUUCGCACCUAAAAGCGCACCUCCGUACGCACACAGGUGAGAAGCCGUACCACUGCAACUGGGACGGCUGCGGCUGGAAGUUCGCGCGCUCAGACGAGCUUACCCGCCACUACCGCAAGCACACAGGUCACAGGCCGUUCCAGUGCCACUUGUGCGACCGCGCCUUCUCCAGGUCCGACCACUUGGCCCUGCACAUGAAGCGACAUAUGUAGCCUGGGUAGACCUGGCUACUCCAUGCACGGCCGUGGCGGGUCCCACGCGCCGUGCACGGUCCCUUUGCAAACUGACUGCUAUUUAUUGGACCCUGAGGACGGGGCCGGGAGUGUGGCAAGACUCUGCCACCAGUUCUGGCCCCCACCGUGACUGAAGGCCCCGGGGAAGAAGACAGGAGCCUGUGACGAAUGUUUUCAAAAUGGUGCAAUAAUUAAUUGACUUAUUUCCCUCGGGUCCCCACUAGAGGAUCGAGGCUAGAUGCCUUGUGAGAAAUGGCCUUUUGAGUGUACUGUCACCCGUGUCGUUUUUUAUGAUGUUGUAUAUAAGUGACUGGCAGAUUGUAUUUACUAUAAGGGAGACGAUGGCAUCUUUGCCGCCUGCUUCAUUUUUAUAAGACUUUGUGUUUUCUAAUUAAAGUUUUGGAUCUUUGGAAGAA
Messenger RNA from Myodes glareolus (Bank vole), 1281 nucleotides. NCBI's taxonomy places the organism in Eukaryota, Metazoa, Chordata, Mammalia, Rodentia, Cricetidae. The record is from RefSeq and is a predicted model, not a curated record.